This is a messenger RNA of Ceratotherium simum simum (southern white rhinoceros), 3027 nucleotides long. It is a transcript of the gene TLR2, whose product is annotated as toll like receptor 2. Lineage: Eukaryota; Metazoa; Chordata; Mammalia; Perissodactyla; Rhinocerotidae. The record is from RefSeq and is a predicted model, not a curated record. Gene Ontology annotation, biological process: inflammatory response; toll-like receptor signaling pathway; immune response. Gene Ontology annotation, molecular function: protein binding; triacyl lipopeptide binding; transmembrane signaling receptor activity. Gene Ontology annotation, cellular component: plasma membrane; signaling receptor complex.
GGAUUAAAUUAAUACAAUUUUUUUUUUUUUUUGUAGAGUUAAUGCAGUGAACAAAUACAGACAAAGGAGGACAGAUGCAAAGAACGAGAGCGCUGAAUAGAGCCAAAGAAGGAUAAAGGGCCCAGAAGGUUGAAUCACUGGACAAUGCUGCAUGCUUUGUGGACAGUGUGGGUUUUGGGGGCCGUAAUCAGCUUCUUCAAGGAAGGGGCCGCUGGUCAGCCUCAUUCUCUGUCUUGUGACCCCACUGGUAUCUGCGAUGGCCGCUCCAGAUCUUUAAACUCCAUCCCCUCAGGGCUCACGGCAGCUGUGAAAAGUCUUGACCUGUCCAACAACAGGAUCGCCCAUGUUGGGAACAGUGACCUGCGGAGGUGUGUGAACCUCAAGGCCCUGAGGCUGGGGGCCAAUGAAAUUAACACAAUAGAGGAUGACUCUUUUUUCUCCCUGGGGAGUCUCGAACAUUUGGACUUAUCCUAUAAUCGCUUAUCUAAUUUAUCCUCCUCCUGGUUCAGGUCCCUUUCUUCUUUGAAAUUCUUAAACUUACUGGGAAAUGCCUACAGAAUACUUGGGGAAACAUCUCUUUUUUCUCACCUCACGAAUUUGCGAAUCCUGAAAGUAGGACAUCCUGACUUCACUGAGAUUCAGGAAAAGGAUUUUGCUGGGCUAACUUUUCUUGAGGAACUUGAAAUUGAUGCUUCAAAUCUCCAGCGGUAUGAGCCCAAGAGUUUGAAGACAAUUCAGAACAUCAGUCAUCUGAUCCUUCGUAUGAAGCAGCCUGUUUUACUACCAGAGAUUUUUCUAGAUCUUUUAAGUUCCUCGGAAUAUUUGGAACUGAGAGAUACUCAUUUAAACACUUUCCGUUUUGCAGAAGUACCUGACGAUGAAACCAAUACAUUGAUUAAAAAGUUCACAUUUAGAAAUGUGGAAAUCACUGAUGAAAGUUUUAAUGAAGUUGUGAAACUGUUGAAUUACGUUUCUGGAGAGUUCGAAUUAGAGUUUGAUGACUGUACCCUUAACGGACUUGGUAAUUUUAGGAUACCCGAUAGGGACAAAAUUAAAAAUCUAGGUAGGUUAGAGACACUAACAAUACGGAAAUUGCGUAUUCCAAAGUUUUACUUAUUUUAUGAUCUGAGUACUAUUUAUUCACUUACAGGAAGAGUUAAAAGAAUCAUAAUAGAAAACAGUAAGGUUUUCCUGGUUCCUUGUUCACUUUCACAACAUUUAAAAUCAUUAGAAUAUUUGGAUCUCAGUGACAAUUUAAUGGUUGAGGAAUACUUGAAAAACUCAGCCUGUGAGCAUGCUUGGCCCUCCCUACAAACCUUAAUUUUAAGGCAAAAUCAUUUGACAUCGUUAGGAAAAACUGGAGAAACUUUGCUUACUCUGAAAAACCUGACUAAGCUUGACAUCAGCAAGAAUAGUUUUCAUCCUAUGCCUGAAACUUGUCAGUGGCCGGAAAAGAUGAAAUAUUUGAACUUAUCCAGCACAAGACUAAAUCGUUUAACCCAAUGCGUUCCCCAGACACUGGAAGUUUUAGAUAUUAGCAAUAACAAUCUCAAUUCAUUUUCUUUGUUUUUGCCACAACUCAAAGAACUUUAUAUUUCCAGAAAUAAGCUGAAGACUCUACCAGAUGCCUCCUCCUUACCCAUGUUACUAGUCAUGAGAAUCAGCAGAAAUACAAUAAAUACUUUCUCUAAGGAGCAACUUGAUUCUUUUCAGAAACUGAAGACUUUGGAAGCUGGCGGCAACAAUUUCAUUUGCUCCUGUGAAUUCCUGUCUUUCACUCAGAAGGAGCAAGCACUGGACCAGAUCCUGAUCGACUGGCCAGAAAACUACCUGUGUGACUCUCCAUCCCACGUGCGGGGCCAGCGGGUUCGGGACACUCGUCUCUCGGUCUCUGAAUGCCACAGGACAGCUCUGGUGUCUGCCGUGUGCUGUGCCCUUUUCCUGUUGAUCCUGCUCACUGGGGUUCUGUGCCACCAUUUCCAUGGCCUGUGGUACAUGAAAAUGAUGUGGGCCUGGCUCCAGGCCAAGAGGAAGCCCAGGAAAGCUCCCCAAAGGGAAAUCUGUUAUGACGCUUUUGUGUCUUAUAGUGAACGGGAUUCCUACUGGGUGGAGAACCUCCUGGUCCAGGAGCUGGAGCACUUCAACCCUCCCUUUAAGUUGUGUCUUCACAAGCGGGACUUUAUUCCUGGCAAAUGGAUUAUUGACAAUAUCAUUGACUCCAUCGAAAAGAGCCACAAAACGAUCUUUGUGCUUUCUGAAAACUUUGUGAAGAGUGAGUGGUGUAAGUACGAACUGGACUUCUCCCAUUUUCGUCUCUUUGAUGAGAACAAUGAUGCUGCCAUUCUCGUUCUUCUGGAGCCCAUUGAGAAAAAGGCCAUUCCCCAGCGUUUCUGUAAGCUGCGGAAGAUAAUGAACACCAAGACCUACCUGGAGUGGCCCACUGAUGAAGCUCAGCAGGAAGGGUUUUGGUUAAAUUUGAGAGCUGCCAUCAAGUCCUAGGUUCCUUCAGUAAAGGCCAGUCUUGUAAAGGCCAGUCUUGGUCUGGUGGUGGUCUUCAUAUCACUAGUUGUAACUAAGCCCAUUCUGACACAAUUAUAUGUAAACCACAUGAAUGUACUGCCAUUUGAGGCUUUGCUUACUAAAACUACUGAAACUGUUCAAAUUUGGUCUAGAGUGCUGUUUUAUAAAAACUGCUACCAGAUUGGAAAAAAAAUGGUUUUUGAUUUUUCUUUAUCCUAUGAGAUAAUCAAGAUCUAAGUCCAUGAUUGAUAUCUUAGUUGUCUGUAGCAAUUGCCUUAGUUCAUUAGGAAAUAGCACAAAUGAUCAGAAGAUUUCAGAUGAAUGUGUCCGUCAGCUUUCUGCAAGGAGAUGCAUCCGUGUCUAUAGAUGGCAUUCUCCAUCCCACCUAGCUGUGUGUGACUGCUGCUCUCAAGAGCAGCAAGGCAAAAUGUUUGGGUCACUCAGCCAAACUUGUUGUUAUUCCUAGAAAAAAGUGUUGUGUGUCCCCAUUAAACUUUACAAGAUACA